GCUAAAUAUAAUUCGUGAAUGUGAUCACUUCAGUGCUCUGUGAACAGUGGUUUGGAAAAGUACGCAGUUGAGUCCGAGUCGGUCCGCGAGCUACACAAGAUCACAAAAUGGCCCACGAUCUGAAGGAUGUUGAAAUUGAGAAGGCGCAGUUCGUCUUCUCCGUCUACGAUUGGGAAGGUUCCGGCCAGAUGGAUGCCAUGGAUCUUGGCAACGCUCUUCGCGCCCUGAACCUGAACCCAACCAUCGAGCUGAUCGGCAAGAUGGGCGGCACCCAGAAGCGCGGUGAGAAGAAGAUCAAGUUCGAGGAAUUCCUGCCAAUCUUCUCGCAGGUCAAGAAGGAGAAGGAACAGGGCUGCUUCGAGGACUUCCUGGAGUGUCUGAAGCUGUACGACAAGAAUGAGGAUGGCACCAUGCUGCUCGCAGAACUGACCCACAGCUUAACGGCUCUCGGUGAGCGACUGGAUGAUGUGGAGCUGGAGAACGUCAUGAAGGACUGCAUGGACCCGGAGGAUGAUGACGGCAACAUCCCAUACGCACCAUUUCUUCAGAGAUUGUGUGACCACAAGCCUUAAGCGAGCUAUUUAUAUAAUACAAAAUAUCAAAAGAGAGAACAACACCAUCCUCACUAUCGGAAACAAGACAGACAGCAACGAUGGAAACAACCUGGCGAACUUGACAACACCAGCAACACAUCUGCGAACAACACCAGCAAACACUGAGUUUUUCCAGUUGAAGUCAGCAGCAACAGCAGCAGCAAAGUGAACACACAUACAAAUGCAAACAAACAAGCAAGCAAACAAACAAAAAAAAGAGAA
Molecule: messenger RNA, 815 nt
Organism: Anopheles merus
Lineage: Eukaryota; Metazoa; Arthropoda; Insecta; Diptera; Culicidae
Gene: Mlc1
Product: myosin light chain alkali
Exons: 5
Coding region: 108-572 (154 amino acids)
Cellular component (GO): muscle myosin complex
Molecular function (GO): calcium ion binding
Source: RefSeq, a predicted model, not a curated record